Molecule: messenger RNA, 225 nt
Organism: Fomitopsis serialis
Lineage: Eukaryota; Fungi; Basidiomycota; Agaricomycetes; Polyporales; Fomitopsidaceae
Exons: 1
Biological process (GO): regulation of transcription by RNA polymerase II
Cellular component (GO): nucleus
Molecular function (GO): RNA polymerase II cis-regulatory region sequence-specific DNA binding; DNA-binding transcription factor activity, RNA polymerase II-specific
Source: RefSeq, a predicted model, not a curated record
GAACACGUCCCGCGGGCGAGAAACUGCUUUUUGAUUUUUCGGCAAUGCGUCAGCAAGGCUAAACACCUUCCUGACGGAUUGCAGAAGCGCCAAAACCAUCUCAGCAAGGUUGUGGGGUCCUGCUGGCGUGCGCUGCCUGUGGCGCGGAAGAAAAUAUUCAAAGAUGCUCAGGCGGUCGAGAAGGAGGCGCACCGAAGGAAGUAUCCCGAUUAUAUAUACAAGCCA